Aspergillus melleus is the source of this 297-nucleotide messenger RNA. Its product is annotated as transcription-associated protein 1. The record is from RefSeq and is a predicted model, not a curated record. NCBI's taxonomy places the organism in Eukaryota, Fungi, Ascomycota, Eurotiomycetes, Eurotiales, Aspergillaceae. The transcript is spliced from 2 exons. The coding region runs from base 1 to 297 and encodes 98 amino acids.
AUGGAGCGAAACAUUGACAUCUACGCCAGCAAGCUGGCGGAUGAGAAGCUUGAUAUCAAGCUCCGGUCCAACGUCGCACUUGAAUUACGAGACAAUAUAGAGCCACUGUGCUCCGGUGCGAGCUAUCCCAUAUUUCUUUCCAAGCUAUGGCCCGUCUUCAAGACAAUCCUCAAGGGCGAACCGGUAUUCUCCAGCUCGUCGUUCGAGCAGGUUAGUCGCGACUCUCCCCUCCCCCGCUUAUUAUACCGGAAACUUCCACCCUCCGAAUUGAGGCUGACGACCCCCUUCCUACUUUAG